Messenger RNA from Vombatus ursinus (common wombat), 986 nucleotides. Its product is annotated as WAS/WASL-interacting protein family member 1-like. NCBI's taxonomy places the organism in Eukaryota, Metazoa, Chordata, Mammalia, Diprotodontia, Vombatidae. The record is from RefSeq and is a predicted model, not a curated record. The transcript has 5 exons. Bases 1 to 939 code for a protein of 312 amino acids.
AUGAUGAUACAGCGGCUUGGCUUUUUUUCUUUUUUUUUCUUCCCGCAUCAGAGCUCUGUAGUCGCUAAUUACCUCCACGUGCUGUGGGGCGGCAACUUCAAGACUCGCACAUGGACGCGCAGGGGAAGCCACCUUCGCGUCCCCGUGACAGGAAAGGCGCGCGCCAGGGUUACCCCUAAGGGUUUAAGAGCGCGAGCUGAAGAAGAACCCCGCUGGCCCGGUGCUGGGGGCCGGGUAACGAAACCCACACCAUCAUGUAACGACAAACCCCACCUCCAAGAAGCGAGCCGGGGCGGCAGAAAGGCGGGGGUUGGGAGGGUGGAGACGGGAAGGAAAACCAACCGCCAUUUUCCUCCCGCUUCGAGAACGAAACAGACACGCGCGCGCCCCCCCCAAUCCUCAAGACCUCCUAAUACUCCAACCCCUCCAGCUUCCGUUGGGUCUCGCGAGACUGCACGCCUAGAAAUCUCGAGCCGUCUUCGUCGUGCUGAACCUUGGGGUUGCUGGUUUGGUCGAGGGGUGGGUGUGGAGAAGGAGAAGAGAGAAGACAGGGAAAGGCGGCAGGCCUUGAUUGACACGACACAGCCGCUAAUGGUGUGCAGACUCGAAGGGCUCACCGACCAAUUGGCUGGUCGCCAGGCUCCCAGGUGCCGAAGGGUGUUGCCUCCCCCUGGACGUCGCUGGGACCGCCCCCCCUUCCCCCCCGCUGGUCGGCGGCGGCACCUGGCUCGGGCCGCUCCUCCCGCUCCGCCUCCUCCUCCUCUUUCCUCCUCCUCUUCCCUUCCUCCUCCUCCACCUCUUGCAGCUGCUCGGACUCUUGUUUAUACCGCGCCUCAGACACUUCAUCCCAGUCCCGGGCGAGCAGCGUUGGGUUUAUGUCUUUAUUUGACGAAAACGAGCUGUUGCGCAGCCAUUGGUACCUGUAUUGGGGAAAUAUAGCAUACAAGCAAGACGCUUACAGCCUCUGUGGCAAAAACUUUUUCAUG